This is a messenger RNA of Closterium sp. Naga37s-1, 1050 nucleotides long. NCBI's taxonomy places the organism in Eukaryota, Viridiplantae, Streptophyta, Zygnematophyceae, Desmidiales, Closteriaceae. The record is from the annotation of a GenBank genome assembly.
AUGAAGCUCUCUCACGCACUCUCUCACGCACUUUCUCACGCGCUCUCUCACGGGCUCUUUCACGGGCUCUCACUAACUCUCUCACGCAUUCUCUCACGCGCUCUCUCAUGGGCUCUCUCACGCGCUCUCACUCGCUCUCUCACGCGCUCUCUCACGGGCUCUCUCACGCGCUCUCACUCCCUCUCUCACGCGCUCUCUCACGUGCUCUCUCACGCGCUCUCUAUUGCGCCCUCUCAUGCUCUCUCUCACUUGCCCCCUCGUGCGCUCUCUCUCACGCUCACUCACACGCUCUCUCACAUACUCUCUCACGCGCACUCUCACGCGCUCUCGCACACGCACUCUCACGCGCUCUCUCAUGCUCAAUCUCACGCGCUACCUCACGUGCUCUUUCAUGCGCUCACUCACGCGCUCUCUCGCGCGCACACUCACGCGCUCUCUUACAUGCUCUCUCACGCGCUCUCUCGCGCGCUCUCUCAUACGCUCUCUCACGCGCACUCUCAUGCGCUCUCUCACACGCACUCUCACGCGCACUCUCAUGCACUCUCCCAUACCAAAGUCUUCGCACGUACAAGAUCCCACGCGCACUCUCAUGCGCUCUCUCACGCGCUCUCUCACGCGCUCUCUCACACGCACUCUCACGCGCACUCUCACGCGCUAUCUCACGCGCACCCUCACACGCACUCUCAUGCGCUCUCACCCGCUCUCUCACGCGCUCUCGCACGCGCUCUCUCACGCGCACUCUCACCCGCUCUCUCACGCGCUCUCUCACGCGCUCUCUCACGCGCUCUCUCACGCGCUCUCUCACGUCCUCUCUCCCACGCUCUCCCUCACGCGCUCUCUCACGCGCACUCUCACGCGCUCUCUCACGCGCACUCUCACGCGCUCUCUCACACGCACGCGGACUCUCACGCGCUCUCUCACGCGCACUCGAACUCUCACGCGCUCUCUCACGCGCUCUCUCACGCGCUCUCUCACGCGCUCUCUCACGCGCACUCUCCGUUCGCUCCCGCGCACACGCUCUCCCUCGAGCUCCGUCUCUCCCUUUCUUAA